AUGGCGCCUCGAUAUACCAUUGCGCUGGCCUCCGCGCUCUCGCUGAGCGGCGUCAUCGGCGUCCAAGCCGCCGCAGUGGCAUCCCGCGACGAGACGUCCCCUCUGCAGAUCCCGCGCAUCCAGGUCGACCCGUCGCGGUACAUCGACCCCAGCUUCGCCGCCUUUUCCUUUGACCAGGCCUCCUUCCUCAGCUACGCCUCCAGCCCCGACGGCAGCAAAAACCCCAACGCGCUCUCGCAGAACCUGGUCGACGCCGUCUCCUCGCGCACCGGCGGCGCGCCGCUGAUCCGCCUCGGCGGCGCCGACGCCGACUACGCGCGGUACGUCGCCAACCAGAGCGCUCUCAUUCUGCCGCCGCCUAGCGACACCCCCCGGCGCUUGGGCGGCACGACCGUCGGCCCGGCGUACUGGGACGUGGCGGCCCGCAGCUUCCCCGGCGCGCGGUACGUGGUGCAGCUGCCGCUGGCGGACGCGGACAUGUCGCACGCGGCGGGCUGGGCGAUGGCCGCGGCGACGCGCCUCGGCCUAGACCGCGUGCACAGCUUCGAGCCGGGCCACGAGCCCGAUCGGUACCCGGCUGCGGCCGGCCUGGGCCCGCCGACGUGGCAGGGCGCGCAGAACAACGGCACGUACGUGGCCAACUUCCUCAACUACUGCGACAGGGUGGCGGCGGAGCUGGCGCUGCCGCGCGGGACGCGCAGGUUCCAGGCGCUCGACACGGCGUCGCACCCGGGCGGCGAUGCGCAGCAGGACGUGUUCGCGCUGAGCCUGAGGUCGGUGCUGCAGCAGGGGCUGGACAACCACCAUGCGGUGCUGGACGUGGCGCGGCACUACUACCAGACGGCUGCAGGCGACAAGGGCCAGACAAGGCUGGAGACGGGGCUCAUGAAUCACGGCGCGGUGGCGGCGCGCUUGGAGGUGUUUAGGGACGACUUGGAGUUCCUGGCCGGCCGUAGCGGCACGCGCCUCCCGUACGUCUUGUCGGAGGUCGGCACCGCCCUCGGUGGUGACGGCGCGGCCGCGUGGAAGGACGACGCGACGCUGGGCGCGGCGCUGUGGCAGGUCGACGUGCAGCUGUACGGGCUGUCGCUGGGCAUCUCGCGCUUCCACAUCCAGCAGGACCUGCGCGCCGGCGGCGGCCUGUGGCUUCCCGGCGUCUCCGGCGGCGACGCGACCGGCGAGGUGCUGGCGCGGUUCUACGCGCAGCCGUUCGUCGCCGACGUGGUCGGCACCGCGCGCACCGUCCAGGUCAAGAACGUGCCGCUGGAGCCCAACAUCUCGGCCUACGUGGCGUACGAGGCCGGCGUGCCGCGGCGCGCGGCCGUCGUCAACCUGCAGUACUGGAGCAAGUGCCGCUCGGAGGCCACGAGGGUGGCGCGGUGGGUGCGCGUGCAGGCGCCGGCGGGCGUGGACAGGGUGCGCGUGGUGCACCUGACGAGCCCGCAGGGGGCGACGGCGCGGUCCAAGACGGUGACGUACGCGGGGAGCCAGUGGACGGCGGAGAGCGCCGGCAAGGAGGUCAAGGGCGUGCGGAACGACGGGGAUGUGCUGACGGUGGCGGGGGGGACGGUGGACGUGCCGGUCAAGGCGAGCGAGGCGGUCAUUGUGCACUUUCUGUAG
This is a messenger RNA of Cordyceps fumosorosea ARSEF 2679, 1620 nucleotides long. RefSeq lists its product as hypothetical. The record is from RefSeq and is a predicted model, not a curated record. Lineage: Eukaryota; Fungi; Ascomycota; Sordariomycetes; Hypocreales; Cordycipitaceae. The transcript has a single exon. Bases 1 to 1620 code for a protein of 539 amino acids.